GGCCAAUGAGAAUAUGCCAUGUGAUAAGUGCGGUCUGCUACUUGCAAUGUGUCGGCAUCAAAAUAUCAAAACAUGACUUCGUCUCUUAGAUUACCAGUGAUGACUUCUGCUGGCAGCAAAUUCAGAGCAGUGAGACAAGUGUUAUUGCACGACAGGGGAAGGAUGACACUACGUAAGCAGACCAACUGUGGCUUUUGUUGCCUGUCAUGUCACAAAGAAAGGUACUUGAAACAAGCCAGCACAGAACUAAGAAGUUUUAGAUACCCUGUUAAACAAACUUUUCCCUGGUUCUGGCAGUAUAGAGACAAAACCUCAGGAGCUGAUGAUGCUACAUCAGAGGAAUUAACAGAACUGUCAUAUAAUCAUAUAGCAGAUGAAACUCUUCAUUCCUUGACAGAGUUUUUAGACGAAUUGUCAGAAAGUGGAUUUACUCAUCCAGAUUAUGAUGUUGGCUUUAAUAAUGGAGUACUGACGAUAAACAUGGGAGACCGUAUCGGUACUUAUGUGAUCAAUAAACAAACUCCAAACAAGCAAAUAUGGCUUUCUUCACCUUCAAGUGGCCCUAAAAGAUACGACCUUGUCAAUGGAGUCUGGAUAUACAAACAUGAUGGCAUAAGUCUACAUGAACUGUUAAGCAAAGAAUUUUCUGCAGCACUAGAGACAGAGGUGGACUUCUCAAGCUGUGCAUUUUCUAAAACAUCUGAUGGAUGAUGAAAAUUUGUUGCACCUUCUUUGAGACACUGGAUAGAGAUUAAAUUCAGGUUGAUUUUGCCAAACUUAUCUUUUGUCUUCAUUCUUCAUACAAUAGGUAUAUGAUGAAUGUCAGUGGUCUUUGUAAAAUUGAAAUGGCACUUUCACUUGGAUUUUUUGUGUCGUUGUUAAUUUUGGUUCCUUUUUUUGUUUGAGAAAAUUGAGUAGAAG
Messenger RNA from Lingula anatina, 921 nucleotides. RefSeq names its product frataxin, mitochondrial. Gene Ontology annotation, biological process: iron incorporation into metallo-sulfur cluster; intracellular iron ion homeostasis. Lineage: Eukaryota; Metazoa; Brachiopoda; Lingulata; Lingulida; Lingulidae. The record is from RefSeq and is a predicted model, not a curated record. Gene Ontology annotation, cellular component: mitochondrion. Gene Ontology annotation, molecular function: iron chaperone activity; ferrous iron binding; ferric iron binding.